AUGAAUAUAACUCGCGAACAGGCAGUUUAUAUGUUCUUUGGUGAAGAAUUCAACGAAGUCAAUAAAUCAGUUCUUGUAAAAAGAAUUGAUGAAAUGAAAGACAUCGAUGUUUGCUACAUUGAUGAUCCAACUGUCCCUAUGUAUCCUAAAAAGUCAAAUUUUGAGAAUAAUAAUUGA
This is a messenger RNA of Cokeromyces recurvatus, 177 nucleotides long. RefSeq lists its product as uncharacterized. Bases 1 to 177 code for a protein of 58 amino acids. The record is from RefSeq and is a predicted model, not a curated record. Lineage: Eukaryota; Fungi; Mucoromycota; Mucoromycetes; Mucorales; Mucoraceae. The transcript is spliced from 2 exons.